This is a messenger RNA of Daldinia caldariorum, 2182 nucleotides long. RefSeq lists its product as uncharacterized. Bases 238 to 1992 code for a protein of 584 amino acids. The record is from RefSeq and is a predicted model, not a curated record. Gene Ontology annotation, biological process: regulation of transcription by RNA polymerase II. Gene Ontology annotation, molecular function: zinc ion binding; DNA-binding transcription factor activity, RNA polymerase II-specific. The transcript is spliced from 9 exons. NCBI's taxonomy places the organism in Eukaryota, Fungi, Ascomycota, Sordariomycetes, Xylariales, Hypoxylaceae.
CACACUUGGUCUAUGUCGUGAUAUAGGCGUAACUGUUACCCUCGCCUUAAUCAUAUCCGUCCAAAAAGAGGAGGCAUAUAAUCUAUAUCUACCUCCGCCGAUCGUCCAGGAAGGUCCAGGAAGGUCUAGUUGACUAACGCCAAUCCCAAACUCAUUCGCUCGCUUUCGGCACGAAGCUAUCUUGUGCCUUGAUUCACUUCUUUCGUUCUACUUAAUUAUUGUAAUACAGCUUUUACAAUGGCUGGCCCAGGUGGUGGUCCCCCGCGACGCAGUCACACUAAGUCGCGCAAGGGCUGCGAUAAUUGCAAACGUCGGCAUAUCCGAUGUGAUGAGAACUUUCCCCAAUGCCGUAACUGCACCAAGCACAAGGUCCGAUGCCCGUACAACGAUGUGCCUGUUCCUGAUGAAAGGGCAGCCACUCCCGAUAAGCCCGAUCUGAUGUGGACCCCUGAGAUCGAGGCCGCCGUCGAGCAGUGGCAGCGAACUGGAAUCUUCCCGUUCCCGAGCCUUAACAUCUACCCAGCGCCGGCACCUCAGUACUAUUCGGUUGAGGAUCUAAGGCUGAUUUUCCACGUUGCUGCCAUCUGCAAUGAGAUGAGUGCCAUGGAUGCCAACGGGUUUACCCUCUGGACCCGUCAGAUUCCAACGAUCAUUAAAAUCGGUGCUACCCACGGCUACGUUAUGCAUGCUCUGCUCGCUUUUUCGGCCGAGCACAUCGCUUUCUUGACAAACUGUCCUCAUGUGGGAAGCAUGGCUUACGAGCACCGUGGAGUCGCCUUUAAAGGAUUGCAGGAAGCCAUUGGAUCGUUCUCACGUGAAAAUUCAGACGCCGUUCUAGCUGCCUCUCUCGUGCUCUCGUGGCAGGCGACAGAUUGCUGGACCCAGUUGAUGCAAGGGACCUCGUCCGUCAUCGAUGCAAUGGAGCCCUGGAAGCACGAGUCCCAAUUUGGAGAGUUCAUCGCUGAAAGCAGCACGUUCCCUACUGCGCCCCCGUCUCCGACUCCGGAUCACAAGCCUCAUCAACCACGGAAGGAGGAUCUUGAUGCUUUCCAGCGUACUAUCAAUCAGAUCACCAAGGUCGAAGCUCAUCUCAAGCAAAACAAGGAGGAUCCUCAAUUAGCGACCCAGCUAGUCUGCUUCCUUAAAGGCGCUCGCAAGGUCAGCCCGAUCCAGUCGAUUGAGGAUCAGUUCGAUCGUCUCCGACCUCUCCGAACCUGGCUAUUUUGGCUUCCCGUGAUGUGCUUCAAGCAGAAUGGCACAUCUCCAAGUGCUUUGGUCGUUGUCGCGCACUACUACACUGCUGCGAUCAUGAUGGAACGCCUCUUCCCCGAGAUUGGUGCCGCAUACUUCGGUAGUCUUGCCAUUGGACCGGUAGAGGAAAUUGCCCGACGACUACUUUCGAUCAACGUUUCGGGGAGCCUCGAUGGAGAUUCGCAGACGCCGCUCACGCUCAUGGAAUUCCCCAUCGACACCGUCAAUGAAUUCCGAUCUCGCAUGGGUUGGGUCCAACCGGUUCGUACGCCGUCAUUCCCUCAAUUCGACCCUCCCAACUUCUACAUGAGCGAGAACGUGAUGCAAGGUACUCCUCCUUCGACGACUUCGUAUCUGCCGUAUGGGGACAACCCAGCAUUCAGCUGGAGCACUGAGGAUCUUUCCGUGAUGGGUCCUGAGCAGGAGUCCGGCAACGCGGUUAGUCCUUUGGUCAUCUCUUCGCCGUUUCCGAGCCAGCAGUACCUCAGCAUUCCGUCGCCUUCGUACGGAGGCUACAGCCCGGUGUCUUCCACAUUCGGAGAGGGUUCCAUCGCAUAUAGUGACCACGAUGAAUUUGGCUCGUGGGAUUCUGGCAUGACGGCCUAUCCGCCUCUUGGCUCUGAAGUCCCACAUUGGCUCUCCGUUUUGACGUGGAAGAGGAUAAAAAUGAUUGACCAUACCGCUCAGGAACACCAAUGCUCAGCAUCCACCAUCUUCGUCUUCAAAUUACCUCCCGUUUGAGGUUCCAAUGCAGCAGCAGGACUAUGCACCUUCACCAUUUCUCAAACCCGAUCAAUGGCACGGAUUUCCUACGGAAUCGACUACUCCUCUUUCUCUCUCGGCGCCAUCACCUAGCUUCAUGACGCCUCAAAUGUUCCCACAUCAUCACCACCGGCAAAAUUCCUCGGUAUCAUCCGCCCCGAUACCAUUC